Tinamus guttatus (white-throated tinamou) is the source of this 942-nucleotide messenger RNA. Lineage: Eukaryota; Metazoa; Chordata; Aves; Tinamiformes; Tinamidae. The record is from RefSeq and is a predicted model, not a curated record.
AACUCCAGUACAGAGAAGAGAAGCCGAUCCAGCUUUUCCCCCAUGCAUAUCCCUUUUUUCUUUUGCAGAUUAUUUUAUCCACAGCCAAGAGCACUGGCUCCACAGCGCCAGGAUGUGCUGACCCUCACACCAUGGUUGGCCCCCAUCAUCUGGGAAGGCACCUUCAACUCUGAAAUCCUGGAUAGUGUCUACAGGCCUCUGAAUCUCACCAUCGGGGUGACAGCCUUUGCCAUUGGAAGAUACACCAGGUUUGUGGGCCGCUUCCUCGAGUCAGCAGAGAAGCAUUUCAUGAAGGGCUAUCGGGUCACCUACUACAUCUUCACUGACAACCCUGAGACGAUCCCCAGCGUCCCGCUGCAGCCUGGCCGCACUCUUGUCAUUGUCCCCAUCCAGAAAUACUCCAGCUGGCAAGAGAUCUCCAUGCGCAGGAUGGAGAACAUCAACAAGCACAUAGCAGAGAGGAGCCAUCGGGAGGUGGACUACCUCUUCUGCCUGGACAUCGACAUGGUGUUCUACAACCCCUGGGGGGCAGAGACCUUGGGUGACAUGGUAGCAGCCAUGCACCCGGGCUAUUUCAAAGUCCCUCGAAGUCAGUUCCCUUAUGAGAGGAGGAGCAACUCAGCAGCCUAUAUCCCCGAGGAAGAGGGAGACUUCUACUAUGGAGGGGCUGUGUUUGGGGGGCUGGUGGAGAAGGUUUAUGAGUUCACCAGGACUUGCCACAUGACUGUGCUGGCAGACAAAGCCAAUGGGCUCAUGGCAGCCUGGCAGGAAGAAAGUCACCUCAACAGGCACUUCCUGUCUCACAAACCCUCCAAAGUGCUUUCCCCAGAGUACCUGUGGGACGACAGGAAGCCCAGGCCCCCUGAAAUCCACCUCAUACGAUUUUCCACGGUGGAUAAGAACUACAAGGAGAUACGAGAUUGAGCAUCUCGUCCUUGCAGA